Messenger RNA from Penicillium manginii, 435 nucleotides. RefSeq names its product carbon-nitrogen hydrolase family protein. The coding region runs from base 1 to 435 and encodes 144 amino acids. Gene Ontology annotation, molecular function: hydrolase activity, acting on carbon-nitrogen (but not peptide) bonds, in linear amides. The record is from RefSeq and is a predicted model, not a curated record. Lineage: Eukaryota; Fungi; Ascomycota; Eurotiomycetes; Eurotiales; Aspergillaceae. The transcript has a single exon.
AUGAUUAACAAUCCGCUCAGAUAUCACCUCAGUGGAAUGGUUCCCAAUGAUCCUCGCUGGGUCGUCCAGGCAGGUGAUUCUGCAAAGUACCUUGCCAACUACCAGGCCCUCGCAAAGGAAUUGAAGAUCUGCAUCGUCCCUGGAACAAUCAUCGAGAAGCAGGAGGGACCGAAUGGAACCCCAAUCUUCUACAACACCGCCUACUUUAUAUCCAAUGAUGGGUCGAUUCUUGGCUCCUAUGUCAAGAAGAAUAUCUGGCACCCCGAGCGCCCGCAUCUCACUUCUUCCGGCUUGGACCGCCAUGUCGCCAUCGACACACCGAUCGGUCGUGUGGGCAUGCUGAUCUGCUGGGAUCUGGCGUUCCCCGAGGCGUUCCGCGAGCUAAUUGCGGACGGAGCGGAUAUUGUGAUCAUCCCUACAUACUGUGAGCAAUAA